This is a messenger RNA of Thecamonas trahens ATCC 50062, 977 nucleotides long. Its product is annotated as protein phosphatase 2c. Lineage: Eukaryota; Apusomonadida; Apusomonadidae. The transcript is spliced from 2 exons. Gene Ontology annotation, biological process: protein dephosphorylation. The record is from RefSeq and is a predicted model, not a curated record. The coding region runs from base 1 to 912 and encodes 303 amino acids. Gene Ontology annotation, molecular function: protein serine/threonine phosphatase activity.
AUGGUGAUGCCGGCGUACGCAUACCUGGCGUCCAAGGGCGGCAAGCGGUACAUGGAGGACGCGGUGGCGGUGGCGGCGCUCGGCGCCUCUGUCGGCCUGCCGGCGCUGGCGGCGGUGCCGGCCGAUGCCGGCAGUGGCGGUGGUGGCGGGUAUCUGCUGCUGGCUGUCGCCGACGGGCACUCGGCCGACCGCAAGGCCGGCGCAGACGCCGCCCGUAUUGCUGCCCACGCUGUGCCCGGCGCCUUCCUUGCGGCGCUGGACGACGCCGCGGCCGCUGACUCCCGCGCCCUCGCCAUCCCACCACGCCCGGUCCUCGAGGCUGUCUUUGCUGCCCUCGACGCCACCCUCUCCGCCCGGUCCUCGCGCAAGGUUUCGUUUGACUACGCCGGUGCCGCCGCCACACUCGCUGUCAUCGCCCUCUCGCGCUCGGGCACACCCACUGCCAUCCACGUCGCGAAUGCUGGCGACGCCACCGCUGUCGUGGUCGACGCCGACGGCUCUGCCACCGUCCUCACCCGCCCGCACACCAUCGACGACGAGGACGAGGUUGCCCGCGUUGUUGCCGCGGGUGGUUUUGUCUCGGACGACGCCCGCUUCGGCAAGCGUGUCAAUGGGCUCAAGGUCACUCGCUCGCUAGGCGACUUUGGCUCUGAUGGCACCAUCUCCACUCCGCACGUCGCCUCAGCCCUCGUCACUCCCGCUUCCCACUGGCUCGUUGUCGCCUCGGACGGUCUCUGGGACGAGGUAACACCAGCAGAGCUGGGCCCGCUCAUUGGCUCGGCUACCUCUCCCGCCGACGCUGUUUCCAUCCUCCACGCUGCCGCGCGCGCCGCUGCUGACGCUCGCGACGGUGUUCUCGACAAUAUCUCAAUUGCCGUCGUCGAUGUGGCUCCCCCGCCCGGGCUGGAAUAGCAUAGCUUAUGGCUCGCCCCACACUUGCAACCACACAGGCCUAUUUCAUUGAAUGUCGUCUUCCU